This is a messenger RNA of Paramormyrops kingsleyae, 4061 nucleotides long. RefSeq names its product CBFA2/RUNX1 partner transcriptional co-repressor 2 (gene cbfa2t2). Gene Ontology annotation, cellular component: nucleus. Gene Ontology annotation, molecular function: transcription corepressor activity. NCBI's taxonomy places the organism in Eukaryota, Metazoa, Chordata, Actinopteri, Osteoglossiformes, Mormyridae. Gene Ontology annotation, biological process: negative regulation of DNA-templated transcription; DNA-templated transcription. The record is from RefSeq and is a predicted model, not a curated record.
AAGAGUUUUAAUUUUGCAUACAUGUUUUUAAGAAAUUGUACUGACAUAGACGGUAAAUCCCAGCAGAGUUCCAGGCUGGUUGAAGAAGGGUUAGACUUGAUUCCCUCGCGAAUGCAGCAAAAAAUGCACACCCCCAGAAAACUGCAUUGCAGCCGGCAUACCGUCCCGAUAGAAUAUGAUAAGCUCAGUUAAAAUCGGGUCACUGACAAUCACUUUCUGUAGGGUCCCUAACUCUCCAGUUUAACAAUGCGUGGGAGGACCGCCAUUAGCAUGACAAUGUGUGGGUAAUCCCUCUCUGAAUCUGUGAUCUCAGAUACGUUAGGGGCGCUAUUGUAAGCAGCCGGGAGCCAAACAAACCGGCCGCAGUCUGGCCCCCUAUUCAUGGUCCCUUUGCGCUUUCCCCAUCCAGGGAGAAAGACCCAAUAUGUGACAGUGUGCAAUAUUUUAAAGGAUUUGCUAAAUAAAAAAAAAUAAAUGAAAUACCGUGACCCUUACAAGGAUAAGUGGGUCAAUGAGAAUUAUCAUUGUUGAAUAAAUGACUCCAUUGUUUAUCUUUAAAUGUAUAUCAGGCCAUAUCACAAACGAAUCCUCUGCUUUUCAGCCUAUUUGACUGGAUGCCAGUGUGGCUGCCUCAAUAGGAACCUGAAUUUGCUGAGGCAUAUCUGUACUUGUAUUAAGUUGUAUGAAACGUUUCACUUUUACAAGAGAACUAGACGUAAUAAGCCACUCUUUUGGUCGUUAUAUAGAAGGUACCACAACGAGACUCGAUCGAUGGCGAUCCAAAUAGCUGCUAAAUGAAAUGAAAGGAAAAAUGAGCACGCAGGAGGGUGCUAAAGAGUGUAAAAGUUUACCAUUCAGGGGUGUCGAAGACGCCGCUGUCCCCUGCCUUGGCUGAGCUUUUGUUUUGGCUCUGCGUGCCAGAACAAUUAGUUAUGUUAAUUAUGACGCCCGUCGAUAAAUACACCAAAUAGAUUAGCAGCAGAUUGGCUGAGAUCCAUGAAGAGGGUGUGGCCUGGUGAGUGACAUCAGCCUGGCAGCCGCCCUAGGAGAGAGAAGAGUGUGUGUGUGUGUGUGUGUGUGUGUGAGAGAGAGAGAGUAAGAGAGAGAGAGAGAGAGAGGGUUCCUGGACAGAGAGAGAGAGGGAGGGGGAGAGAGAGAGAGAGAUCUUUUUCCAUAUGGGAUCCAUCUGUGUUUCUCUGGCUUCGAUCAAGCCGCUUUGGCCUCGCUGGGGCUCACAUAUGUGGGAACGCAAACACAUGCGUGACACAUGAAGACGCAGAGAGAAGCAAGGGAAAGUGGCUAGAGAGAGACGGCGUUGCAGUUUUCGGACAAGAGAGAGAUUGAACCGGGAGGAGACCGAGACAAGAAGAGGUCUGCCAUGCCUGGUUCUCCUGUGGAUGUCAAAGCUCAUUCCAGACCAGCGCCUUCUGCUAUGCCCCCCCUGCCCUCUGUCAACCCCAGCGGGCCCCGCCCCGUCUCCUUCCCCUCUGCCACACUGACCAAUGGGAUUAAUAACUCCCCACCUACUUUGAAUGCAGUUCCCUCCCCGCCCCAGCACUAUAGCAACGGGCCGCCAUCAUCCUCCUCGUCUCUGGCCAACCAGCAGCUGCCCGCCACCUGCGGGGCACGGCAGCUCAGCAAGCUGAAACGUUUCCUGACGACGCUGCAGCAGUUCGGGAGCGACAUCUCGCCGGAGAUCGGGGAGAGCGUGCGCAGCUUGGUGCUGGCACUGGUGAACUCCACCGUCACCAUCGAGGAAUUUCACUCCCGACUACAGGAGGCGACUAACUUCCCCCUGCGGCCUUUCGUCAUCCCCUUCCUAAAGGCCAACCUGCCCCUCCUGCAGAGGGAGCUCUUGCACUGCGCCCGGGCAGCCAAGCAGACGCCUGCCCAGUACCUCUCACAGCAUGAGCACCUGCUGCUCAGUACCACGCUGGCAUCGCCGUCUGACUCCUCGGAGCUGCUCCUGGAGCCCGGCGAGAACGCCAAGAGACACAGCCCCAGCACGGCUAAAGAGAACGGCUUUCACGAGAGGCCCCCAGGUCCCCUGGAACCCCCAGCCAAGCGCAUCUGCACCAUCAGCCCCGCCCCCAGGCACAGCCCUGCCCACCCCCUGCCUCUGACUGGCCAGCUGCACCCGACGCCCCCGCCCUUGCAGCACUAUGCCCUGGAGGACAUAGCCGUACCACACCUAUACCGCGAGCCCCAGAGGCUGCUGGAGCUGCGAGACCUCAAGGACAGGCCGCGCCUCUCAGGCACCAACGGAGCCUUCCGUGAGGAGCCCGUGGACCACAGGCUGACGGAGAGAGAGUGGGCCGACGAGUGGAGGCACCUCGAUCACGUGCUGAACUGCAUCGUGGACAUGGUGGAGAAGACGCGGCGUUCGGUCAGCGUGCUCCGCCGCUGUCAGGAGGCGGAUCGGCAGGAGCUGCAUUACUGGAGGAGGCGCUCCAGCGAGCAGGAGGAGGCCGGGAAGAGCGGGUCCAGCCUCCCCAAAGCCCAGAGCCCGCGGCUGGGCGAUGGAGGACAGGCCGAAAGCCAGAGGGACUUUGUGCUGAGGGUUGGCUCUGCGUAUGUGCCGGACGAGAUUUGGAGGAAAGCUGAGGAGGCUGUCAAUGAAGUGAAGCGGCAGGCAAUGGACGAGGUCCAGAAGGCCGUGGCUGAGGCUGAGCAGAAAGCCUUCGAGAUGAUCGCUGCCGAGAGGACCAAGAUGGAGAGGACUCUCGCCGAGGCCAAGAGGAAGGCCACUGAGGAUGCCUUCCAGGUCAUCAACGAGCAGGAGGACUCCAGCGAGUGCUGCUGGAACUGCGGGCGCAAGGCCAGCGAGACGUGCAGCGGCUGCAACGCUGCGCGCUACUGCGGUUCCUUCUGCCAGCACAAGGACUGGGAGAGACACCACCUGAUCUGCAGCCCGGGUCUGCAGGCCCAGCCUAAGGCCCACUCCGCCGCGGCUGCCAGAGCAACCGGGAAGGCUGACAGUGCCCCCGCGCCCAGCCCUGGCGCAGAGAAGGUUCCGGUCACUUCCCGGUCCUCUACUCCAACACCUGUUCCUGCUCCUGAGACCAAUGGACACUAAUUCAAGUCUCGACAUCCAACAGGAGCUGACCAACAAGGACAUUCAGCUAUCCACCAUUGUGGUCAAAAGGGAGUUUAAAUGGGUUCUGGAUCCAGGAUUCUAAAAAUCCAGUUUUAAAAAAAAGACUGAUCCCUCUCAAGACUAGGAAGAGGGGACCUUCCAUCCUCUGUUGGACACAUGGAUGAGUCGGGGGUCUCUUUAUCUCGUCUGUGAAAAAAAUCUAGAUUCCGGGCAGACUGAUACACAGGACUAAUAAAGACACAAGCUUUGUCUUGUGGGUUUGAAUUUUCACGUAAAAAUCCUUCCGCAUCUGAAGCUGUAACGUUGAACACUUCCAUCAGGAUUCCCCCCUCGUACGGUCACUGCAUAUUCCACAUAUCAGCUUUAUCGUGUGUAUAUAUUGCUGAGAAAAUUAAAUAAACCUGAUGCUGGCCUUAUAAUUGCAUCUAUAUUGACCAUGCAUACUCCACUGAAAAUGAUACAGAUUCUGUACUUAUCUUUUAAAAUGAUAAUCUGCGUUUGACUGUCAUUCAUAUCGUAUGUCCUCAAAGAAUACCUUUGGUUUCCCCAUAUUCUGUGUUUGUUUUUAAAUCGGUGAUCGCUCCGGAGAUUAACUGGACACAAGUACCCUAAUGCUAAAUAUUAUUAUGCUUCAGAGAUUACUAUAUUCAGGUAUACAAAGUAAGUUUAUGCCAACAAAAUAUUCUGGUAUGUUUUCUGUACCUGCAUGUUGCCACACACAUCAGAAAUACAGAAACCGUUACCUUAUGUUGAUAUUAUGUGAAGUUAUGUUCAGUUGUGCACAACAAUGCUCACGGCCGGGAAUAUGACAUGGGAAUGGUGUAUAACACAACUGGCCAUGCUAACUCUUGAAAGCACCAGGUCAGAAAUUUUAUUUUUUAAAACAGUACCACUUUAAAGUUACUUUUUUUUUUUGUAUUUUUCACAAUUUUAUUGAUCUCAGGAGGAUAUUGUACAUUUGGUU